Mirounga angustirostris (Northern elephant seal) is the source of this 2784-nucleotide messenger RNA. RefSeq names its product adhesion G protein-coupled receptor G5 (gene ADGRG5). Bases 175 to 1752 code for a protein of 525 amino acids. The record is from RefSeq and is a predicted model, not a curated record. Gene Ontology annotation, molecular function: G protein-coupled receptor activity. Gene Ontology annotation, biological process: cell surface receptor signaling pathway; adenylate cyclase-activating G protein-coupled receptor signaling pathway. Gene Ontology annotation, cellular component: plasma membrane. The transcript is spliced from 12 exons. NCBI's taxonomy places the organism in Eukaryota, Metazoa, Chordata, Mammalia, Carnivora, Phocidae.
GGUGUAGCGUGCCUGCACAGGGUGAAGCGAGCAGGGGAGGGCUGAGGGCCGGGGCUGAGCGGCCCCAGCACACACAUCCAACUUCCCUUUCUCUCUCUGGACAGGAAGGUGGUAGUGGCCCAGCAGCUGGACGGCAGUGACCCCUCAGGGUGGGAGCCAGUUCUCGGAAGAGACAUGGGCAUCGACUUGGAUUGCUGGGGGGCCUUUUUCCUCUGCCUAUGCUUCAUGACUUCUCAGAGUGAGACAAUGGAGACAUCCCAAGAACCCCUGCUCUGGAUGGAGAAACUGGAGGUGAUGUCCAGAAGCCGCAACUCGACUUCUCUUGCUGACCUCAUCCGGGGCCUGGAGUACAGGCUGUUGAACGCCAGCUUCGGGGGCAGCAACUUGACCUUGCAGACGCCCACCAUCCAGUCACUGAUCUUCAAGCUGGGCUGCAACUUCACAGGCCUGUCACUGAGCAGCACCACCUUGGAGCGGGUCCCCCAGGUCUCACAUGCCAUGCAGUUCCCGGCCGAGCUGACCCAGGACGCCUGCAGGACCCCCCAGAGGGAGCUGCGUCUCAUCUGCGUCUACUUCUUCACGGACUACUUUUUCCAGAAUAUCAACUCAUCUCUGCUCAAUAACUAUGUCUUGGGAGCCCAGCUGGGUCAUGGACACGUGAGCAACCUCAGCGAGCCGAUCAACAUCAGCUUCUGGCACAACCAAAGCCUGGAAGGCCACACGGUGACCUGUGUCUUCUGGAAGGAAGGAGCCAGCGAACACUACUGGGGGCUCUGGAGCCCCGAGGGCUGUCGCACAGAGAAGCCCUCACCUUCCCAGGUGCUCUGCCGCUGCAAUCACCUCAGCUACUUUGCUGUUCUCAUGCAACUGUCCCUGGCCCCAGUCCCAAUAGAGCUGCUGGCGCCUCUCACGUACAUCUCCCUGGUGGGCUGUAGCAUCUCCAUCGUGGCCUCACUUCUCACUACCCUGCUGCACUGCCAAGCCAGGAAGCAGGGUGACUCCAUAACACGCAUCCACAUGAACCUGCAUGCCUCCGUGCUGCUCCUGAAUGUCGCCUUCCUGCUGAGUUCUGAGCUGGCCAUGCCCCCCGAGUCCGGGGCAGCAUGCACAGCGCUGGCCGCCCUCCUGCACUUUGCUCUGCUCAGCUGCCUCACCUGGAUGGCCAUCGAAGGUUUCAACCUCUACCUCCUCCUUGGGCGCGUCUACAACAUCUACAUCCGCCGAUACUUGCUCAAGCUCUGUGCGGUGGGCUGGGGAGUCCCGGCCCUCCUGGUGCUGUUCCUUCUUGUUGUCAAGAGCUCAGUGUAUGGACCCCACACAAUUCCACUCUCCGACAGCCAGGGAAAUGGCACGGGCUUCCGGAACAUGUCCAUAUGCUGGGUACGGAACCCCUGGGUGCACAACAUCUUGGUCAUGGGCUACGGUGGCCUCACGUCCCUCUUUAACCUGGUGGUGCUGGUCUGGGCGCUGCGGGUCUUGCAUCGGCUACGGGCCCGGGACAAGGUGCUGAACACGCGGGCCUGCCGGGACAGCUUCACGGUGCUGGGCCUCACCGUGCUGCUGGGCACCACUUGGACCUUGGCUUUCUUUUCCUUUGGCGUCUUCCUGCUGCCCCAGCUCUUCCUCUUCACCACCUUCAACUCACUCUACGGUUUCUUCCUCUUCCUGUGGUUCUGCUCCCACAGGUGUCGCUCCGAGGCAGAGGUGGAGGCAGAGAUGGAGGCGUUCAGCUCCUCCCAGACGAUGCUGUAGGCUGGGCCUCCUCGCCCAGAAGCUGUGGCCUCUCAGGCCGCCUGCAGCCCGAGACUCCGGCCUCCCCCAGAGAAGGUGGCAGGCCAGCUGCUGGGCACCAGAGGCCACUGCGGCCUCCAGGGAGGCUUCUCAACCUCCACGGCUUCCCCAGGCCCAGAGCGCUGGGUGUUGCUCUGCCUCCCCUCGCUUCCUGGGGAUAGGAGGGCAGAGCCUCUUCCCCCUCCACCUGAGCCAGCUGGGCCCGGGGCCUGGCCAUAUGAUAAUUGGGUAGGUUUGAAUUGCCCCUGGUAGGUGUGAGGGUAUGGAGUCCAAACCCAAGCUCAGGCUCCCGUUGUAGAGAAUCACCAUCGCCCUUGACCUCUCUGUCCGGCCCAGAGGGAGAAGGCUCCUGCAGCCACCUCCAUUCCCAGGCUGCACACCAGGGGGAGCUCUGGGCCCGUGCUCGGAAGUCAUUGGCUCCCAAAUCCGAUCUGGAAAUACUGUCACCUGUCCGGGGACGUGACACCAGAUGGAGGGGCCCUGCUUCCAGGACUGCUCCUGCUGAGUGACUGAAGAGAGGAUUCCCGCCCUGUUUACACAGCCACUUCUCUCUUCCCGACGCAGCUGUUCGCUCUGGCUCUUGGGGUCUUGGGCAUAUGGGGCACUAGAAUGGGUGGGCGCAGGGAGGCUCUCGGGGCCCCGCUCCAGGCCGCCAGACAGGUAAUAAUGACUUUGGAUGGCACGGUGAGGGUACUGGAGCCGGAUCCCUUUUCUCCUGGGGGGAUCCUCUGCCCUCUGUUCAUUCCCUGAUGCAGAGAGCCCUUUGCCCGCUGGUGAGGGCCGGAGGCUCUGGAGCUGGACUGCCUGGGCUCAAAUGGCCUUGCCACUUGCUAGCUAUGUGACUGUGGACAAGCCACUCAAGCCUUCUGUGCCUUAGUCUUCCCAUCUGUAAAAUAGGGGCAGUCGUGGUGCCUAUUUUGAAGACGAAAAAAAGAAUCCAAAGAAAGAGGCUUAGCAAGUAGAAAGUGCUCAAUAAAUAAUUAUUAUUGUUAU